AUGGCUCCAGUUCACACUGCAAAGAGGCGGCGUCUUAGCCCGACAGGAGAGGCGGCCCCUUCAUCGGCAAUGAAGACGUUCUACGCCAGCGCGUCGCAAUGGGACCUCGAACAGGACUACGAACGACGACCAAGGAAGGGCAGCAAGAAGGAUAGAGAGCGGACACGCUUGCCCAUCAAAACUGCGGAGGGAAAUAUAGAGCACAUUGAGGAACCUCAGCAUUCGGAGCCUGAAUCCCUUAGCCCGUUCGACUCUGACGAACAGUCCGACGAUGACGCUCCCGCCCCCAAACCCGUCCAGGAACCCGUCUCGCAAGUCCCGCCAAAGCUGCAAAUCAUACAGGCGAAGGAAGAAUUAGCAAGGAUUGCGAUGAUCAUAAAUGAAGACCCGGAGGAACAUAUGGAGUCGUUCAAGAGACUGGCAGAAAUGGUCAAAUCUUCUUCAUUGCCCGCCGUUAAGAAACUGGCGCUUGCUACCCAAGCUGCGGUUUACAGAGAUGUUAUUCCUGGCUACAAAAUCCGGCCUUUGGGUGAAGCAGAACUCACGGUAAAAGUGUCGAAGGAGGUUCGAAAAGUUCGCGACUACGAGCAAGCGCUGCUUUCUGGAUAUCGCAAUUAUAUUCAGGAGCUAGUAAGGCUUGCAAGAUCAAAGCAUGACGAGGGUCUCAAAUCAGUUGCCAUCAAUUGUGCGUGCGGGUUAUUGACUGCUGUUCCGCACUUUAAUUUUCGACAGGAGCUCUUGAAGAUACUUGUCUCGCUAGUCACUCGCCGUCACCUUGACGCAGACGGUAUCAAAGCUCGUGAAACCAUCAAGGAAAUAUUCUCCAACGAUGAAGAUGGAAUUAUCUCGAUGGAAACAGUCAGCCUUCUGGCGAAAACAAUGAAGUCUAAAAAUUUCAACGUUCAUCACAGUACAUUGGAUACCUUUUUACAUCUGCGACUUCUGUCUGAAUUUUCUCUCAAAGGCUCCCACGAUAGAAUUGAUAAGGAGGAAACUGAGGGAAAUACAUACAAGGGGAAAAAGAUCAAAGAGAAGCGCGAGUUUCGAACGAAAAAAGAACGAAAACUCCUUCGAGAACGGAAAGCUGCCGCCAAAGACCUAAAGGAGGCAGAUGCCCUCGUCAAGAAUGAGCAACGGGAUAAGAUGCAAGCGGAGACGCUGAAUCAGCGGGACCGAUGA
Molecule: messenger RNA, 1179 nt
Organism: Uncinocarpus reesii 1704
Lineage: Eukaryota; Fungi; Ascomycota; Eurotiomycetes; Onygenales; Onygenaceae
Product: Noc3p protein
Exons: 2
Coding region: 1-1179 (392 amino acids)
Biological process (GO): DNA replication initiation
Cellular component (GO): nucleolus
Molecular function (GO): chromatin binding
Source: RefSeq, a predicted model, not a curated record